GGGAAAACCAGUCAUGCCCUUAAUCAGACAAAAUAUUGAUCACGUCAACAUAUUUUAAUCAUAGUAUUGAUUAUCUACCUAUAUUUUAUUAGGAAAAGGUAGAUCGGUGCACCUGACCAUAUAUCAUAUAAAUUGCUUAUAAUAUCUAGAAGUUACAUACAAUAAAGAUUGAUUGGUGUUCUAUUUUCUGCAAAUUAUCUUUUGGAAAAAGAAUGUCCAAACAAAAUGAAAAUCUGAGUAGUCUUAAAGGAACGUAUAAUAUUUAUGAAAUUAAACUGUCAUAAACCCCUAAAUAAACUAUAGACAUUUGCAUAAAAUAGUUUAAAAGAAAAAGUUGGAUACCGUUGUCAAUAUAAAUUCAACUAAAAUAGUAUAAUUAGUAAAUUCAAAAGUAAAAGAAAUUAAAUAAAAAGGUGAAAUAGAGAAGAGAAAAAAAAUACGAAAAAGAGGAAAGAAAAUAAUAGAAAACUCAUAAUAAAAUCAUACAACUCUCGUAAAAUCUAGAGUAAUUAAUGUACUUUUUCUACAGUAAAAUAAUAAAACUUUUGUAAAAUCUGUCUCAUAUAAUAAAAUAAAUAAUGAAAAUUGAUAUUCUAUUUGAUUGAUAAAUUUUUAGUUUAACUUACCGAAGAAACAUAAAAAGAAAAUGUCUUAAAUGUCACGAAAAUCUGACUCUAAUUAAUCGUGUUUCUCGUGUUGUAGGGCUAGUUAAAGGAUUAUUCCUUGUUAGUCCAACACUCCAACUGAUGACAAAAGAAAGUACACAAGUUAUUUUCUACAAUUCUGAUCUAUUCCGUAUACAAUCACUUUUGUAUAAAAUUUGUCUUUUAAUGGUAAAAACAGACCUGCCGUCACAAACUCGCUGAAUAAACAAAUUAUAUAUGCAAUAAAAAAAGGAAACAUAGUACUAUUCGAUUAUAUGUUUAUUGAUUAAUCAGAAAAGUAAUCAUGUUCCUAAGUCAGUGUUCAAGGAAGAGAUGAUGGAUUUGAUUGAUACUCUCGCUGUCUUGUCAAAUCUAUUACAAAAGAGAGAGAGAGAGAAACAACAACCGUAACAGUAUUUAAACUUCUUUUCUUGUCUAUAAUUUUCACAUUCUCAUCUCUCUCAUUAAACAAAUAGUAAAAAAAACAAAGAAGACGAAAGAGUUCUCUCAAAUCUCUCUCUAUCUCUAUCUCACUAGGUUAGCAUCGUUUGCAUCCCAACAUUUCGGAUCGUACGUGUUUGAAAGGAUCAGAUCGAAGAUGUCUGAUGUUUCCGGUGACGGAGAUGCAACGGCGUCGAUCACGCAACCGGCUUCGUCGUAUCCGUCACUGAAGGUUUCGGCGUCAUACAAGGAGAGCGGCGGAGGAAAAAGCUUUUCCAAGCGUAGGCCAAUUAAGCUGAGCUUAGACGACGCAGCGGCUGAGAAUGAGUUCAUCACUCAGCUUCAUGGCUCGGAUCCAGUGAAGGUGGAGCUUAAUCGACUUGAGAACGAAGUUAGAGAUAAGGAUCGAGAGUUAGGGGAAGCACACGCUGAGAUCAAAGCGUUAAGGUUGUCUGAGAGACAGAGAGAGAAAGCUGUUGAAGAGCAUACUGAGGAGCUAGCUAAGUUGGAUGAGAAGCUCAAGUUGACAGAAUCAAUCCUCCAAAGCAAAAAUCUAGAAAUCAAGAAAAUCAAUGAGGAGAAGAAAGCCUCAAUGGCUGCUCAGUUUGCUGCUGAAGCCACUUUAAGACGGGUCCAUGCUGCACAAAAGGACGAUGACAUCCCUCCAAUUGAAGCCAUCCUUGCUCCUUUAGAAGCUGAACUUAAGCUUGCACGAUCUGAGAUUGGGAAGCUUCAAGAAGAUAACAGGGCUUUGGAUCGUCUGACUAAAUCAAAGGAAGCUGCCUUACUUGAUGCUGAGAGGACCAUUGAAGGUGCCCUUGCAAAAGCAGCCUUGGUUGAUGAUCUUCAAAACAAGAACCAGGAGUUAAUGAAACAAAUAGAAAUCUGUCAGGAAGAAAACAAGAUUUUAGACAAAAUGCAUAGGCAGAAGGUUGCUGAUGUGGAAAAGCUCACUCAGACAGUAAGAGAGCUGGAAGAGGCUGUUCUUGCAGGUGGUGCUGCUGCAAAUGCCGUGAGGGAUUACGAGCGAAAAUUCCAAGAGAUGAAUGAAGAGAGGAAAACUCUUGACAGGGAGCUUGCACGUGCAAAGGUUACAGCAAACAGAGUUGCAACGGUGGUAGCAAAUGAGUGGAAAGAUGGUAACGAUAAAGUGAUGCCUGUGAAGCAAUGGCUUGAAGAAAGAAGGUUUCUACAGGGAGAAAUGCAGCAACUUCGCGAUAAGCUUGCCAUAACAGACCGAGCUGCUAAAUCCGAAGCACAGUUAAAGGAAAAGUUUCAACUGCGGCUUAAAGUGCUUGAGGAGACACUUAAAGGAACUUCAAGCAGCAGCAUUAGGAACACAUCCGAGACAAGGACCAUGAGUAGUGAACCCUCUCGCAGACAGUCGCUUGGUGGAUCUGAAAACUUGCAAAAAAUUCCAGCAAACGGUGCAUUGUCAAAGAAAGCUCCAGCUUCUCAGAUGAGACAUUCCUUGUCUAUUAACUCAACUUCUAUGUUGAAGAAUUCUAAAGGAACAUCCACGUCAUUUGAUGGAGGUACAAGAUCCUUGGACAGGGGCAAAGCACUCUUAAAUGGACCUGGGAACUAUUCUUUCAACAAGGCUUCUGAUGAAUCUAAGGAACCAGAGUCAGAGGAGACGACACAAAGUGAAAACACUCCAGCAGCAAGUGAGGACAGUGUCCCAGGUGUUUUGUAUGAUCUACUGCAGAAAGAAGUAGUUUCUUUGAGGAAAGCUUCUCAUGAAAAGGACCAAAGUCUCAAAGACAAGGAUGAUGCCAUUGAGAUGCUAGCUAAGAAGGUGGAAACAUUAACAAAGGCAAUGGAAGUUGAAGCGAAGAAAAUGAGAAGGGAAGUAGCUGCAAUGGAGAAAGAAGCAGCUGCAAUGCGUGUGGAGAAAGAUCAAGACAACAGAGCCAAAAGGUUUUCAAAUAUCAAAAGCUCAUCCAACACCGCUCAGAUUCUUGCUGGAAGAGCUGCUGGAAGAAGCGGCUGAACCAAGAGUACACAGUGAGCAUGAGCUUCAAGAUAUAACAAGUAAAAUAAUCUUAUAGGCUCUUGCUAUUAAUUUGUUUAGCGCUACAUAUCUUCUUCUUUCACUUGCUUUUACUUUUGUGUUUUUUUUUGUUACCUCAUGUGAUUGAUUGUAUCACCAUAUAGCUUAGCAUCAUGAUAAUCCCAUCCUCACACCUAUAUAACCCAGUAAAGAGAGAAGGGUGGUUAAACUGGUUUGAGGGAGAGAGAAGGAGAUAAAUGUUGACAUUUUUGGAUAGCAUUUUCAUCCCUUAUCCGGAAGUUAGUUUGUGUUUGGGUGUGUAUAGGUUAGAGAGCUUUGUAUUGGCUUCUAUGGAGAAAUAGAGAGAGUUGUGUACCUGUGUUUCCUUGUUUGUUUGUACUCUACUUCAGUCUUUGUGUGAUCAUUCGAUUGUAUGUUGGGUUUAUGUGCUAUAUUGAUCUAUAUAAAUGACUCUCUUCAAUCA
Messenger RNA from Brassica rapa (field mustard), 3562 nucleotides. RefSeq names its product microtubule-associated protein 70-2. Gene Ontology annotation, molecular function: microtubule binding. Lineage: Eukaryota; Viridiplantae; Streptophyta; Magnoliopsida; Brassicales; Brassicaceae. The record is from RefSeq and is a predicted model, not a curated record. Gene Ontology annotation, biological process: cytoskeleton organization.